Exophiala xenobiotica is the source of this 1554-nucleotide messenger RNA. RefSeq lists its product as uncharacterized. The transcript is spliced from 2 exons. Bases 153 to 1268 code for a protein of 371 amino acids. Gene Ontology annotation, biological process: autophagy of mitochondrion; nucleophagy; autophagosome assembly. Lineage: Eukaryota; Fungi; Ascomycota; Eurotiomycetes; Chaetothyriales; Herpotrichiellaceae. The record is from RefSeq and is a predicted model, not a curated record. Gene Ontology annotation, cellular component: cytoplasmic ubiquitin ligase complex; cytosol. Gene Ontology annotation, molecular function: Atg8-family ligase activity.
CUUUGAUCCUCGACCAGUCCUCCCUCUAUCGUGAUAAUCAGCCCUCCAUUUCUCAAUCAAUCUGUCAGUCAGAGUUCAAACUCGAGUAAAAACACCCACGGAGACCCUCAAGUCGAGUAUCUGGACUUCUUCACUUUGUACCCCCGCCCGACAUGAAUCUCCUUCACUCCGCACUGGACAAGGUCAGGGACCGCUACGCUCCUAUCUCACAUACUUCGACUUUCCGAAAUACAGGUCAAAUCACACCUGAAGAAUUCCUGCUUGCUGGCGAUUACCUGGUGUACAAAUUCCCCUCGUGGUCAUGGUCAGACGCCUCCAGCCCGUCAAGACGCGUCAACUACCUGCCCGCGGGGAAGCAAUUCCUCAUUACGCGCGGUGUGCCUUGCCACAGACGCCUGGAUGACAACUUUGCCGGCAGCAACGGCGCUGCUGACGACCUUGUCCGUGAUGGUUUCCUGGGUGGUCCAGAUGACGAAGCAGCUGGUGAAGAUGAGGGAUGGCUAAGAACAGGAGGCACAAGCGAGAAAGAGCAGGAAGGUUUGAGAGGAGAAGUACGAUCUAUGAGUGAAAGUGGACAACUAGGCAAGAAGGCCAGCGAGGAGGAAGACGAUGACGAAAUCCCCGAUAUGGAGGACGAGGACGACGAUAAUGAGGCCAUCAUUCGUGACAAGAGUGAAGGCGCUUCAGCGCCUUUGCGAACAUACACCCUCUACAUAACCUACACUCCAUAUUAUCGCACACCGCGCAUGUAUCUGUCGGGCUAUCUCUCGCCCUCGGAGCCACUACCUCCACACCUCAUGAUGGAAGACAUCGUGGGAGACUACAAAGACAAAACUGUCACAUUAGAAGACUUCCCGUUCUUCGACACCAGUGUGAAGAUGGCCUCGGUCCACCCGUGCAAGCAUGCCAGUGUGAUGAAAAUCCUCCUCGAUCGAGCCGACGCCGCUCUAAAACUGCGCUUGCAGAAACAGUCGACUGGGGGUGGCGCAGGAAACGUCUCCGGCAUGGAAGGUCUUAUUGACGACACUUCGAAAAUGAAGCUUGCCGAUAAACAGAAAGAAGAAAAGCGAGGACACGAAGCAGGUGUCAAGGCUGCGACUGGCGGUGCCGGUGGUGAUGAAUGGGAAGUCCUGGAUGAGCAAGAUGCAGACAAGGAAGACGAGAGCGAAAAGGUCGCCAUCCGAGUCGACCAAUAUCUUGUCGUGUUCUUGAAGUUCAUGGCAAGUGUUACGCCAGGUAUCGAGCAUGACUUUACAAUGGGUGUCUGAUUGAAUCAGAAUCAGAACCGUGAUGUGUUUGGCAUGAAGCAUGGGACAUGGGUACGAUUGGCUGACGAGAACGGGGCAUGAUAUAAUGCAGAUACGACACGAGCACAAGAGGAUAUACGUGGCUCCUUCAGCAGAUGGCUCUGGGAGCUUCCCUUGACUUUGAUUGAAGAGUGCUCUCAAUUCCGCUUGAGUCAAGCAUUCCAUCCAAUUUGGCUGAAUAGUGAAGGGUAUGAAAACGAUGCAUGAUGCGUGACAGAACAAUUUAUAUUCUAUGGCACCAUGCGUG